Molecule: messenger RNA, 894 nt
Organism: Geodia barretti
Lineage: Eukaryota; Metazoa; Porifera; Demospongiae; Tetractinellida; Geodiidae
Source: the annotation of a GenBank genome assembly
AUGGAAGACCCCGUGGGAAUAAAUGCGCCACAAACCGAUGCACAGACGGGGGGAUUUGGUUCCGUGGAAUCGGAUUCUUCAGCGCUCUCGGAUGACGUGGAAAAGGAGACCAACUUCAGUGGGACGAUUGUAGUCAAGAUUGGCGGCAGCACCCUAGGCAGCCACGACACAACUCUGCGUGACCUCGUCACGCUUCAGAGGCAGGGCAUUAACUCCAUAGUUGUGCAUGGCGGCGGCAAGAUAAUCAGCGAUUGGAUGGCAAAACAAGGAGUGAUGCCGCGCUUCGUGCAGGGCCUUCGCGUGACCGACGAACCAAGUCUUGACAUCGUGGUCGCUGUCCUCACGGGCCUCAUCAACAAGAACCUUGUUGCUUCCAUGUUCGAGUUGGGCGCCCGAUCAAUUGGCCUGAGCGGUGCGGACGACGCUAUGUUGCGCGCCAACAUCCGCGACCCUGAACUUGGACUCGUGGGCGACAUUGUUGAUGUCAACACACAUCCCAUAUACACCGCUCUCAAAUCAGGGUAUAUUCCCGUAAUUGCACCGGUCGGAGUUAAGUCUACCGAAGGGGGCAGCGGCUCACCCACCCUCCUGAACAUCAAUGCGGAUACCGCAGCAGGCGAAAUCGCCGCGGCUAUUGGCGCAAGCAGGCUCGUCUUCCUGACGGAUGUGCAGGGAGUUCUGGACACAUCCCGCAGGCUCAUACCGCGCCUGACGGAGCGACAGGCUAGGGGACUGAUCAAUUCCAACGUAGCGGCGGGUGGCAUGAUUCCAAAGCUGGAAGCAUGCUUGACGGCGCUGCAUUCCGGUGGUGUCUCUCAUAUCGUAGAUGGUCGAAAGCCGUCAGCGUUGAUGGACGUCAUCUCCGGCAAAACUCUCGGUACACGAAUUGGAUAG